Messenger RNA from Chelmon rostratus (copperband butterflyfish), 2837 nucleotides. It is a transcript of the gene s1pr5a, whose product is annotated as sphingosine-1-phosphate receptor 5a. Gene Ontology annotation, molecular function: sphingosine-1-phosphate receptor activity. The transcript is spliced from 2 exons. Gene Ontology annotation, cellular component: membrane. Bases 411 to 1616 code for a protein of 401 amino acids. Gene Ontology annotation, biological process: G protein-coupled receptor signaling pathway. NCBI's taxonomy places the organism in Eukaryota, Metazoa, Chordata, Actinopteri, Chaetodontiformes, Chaetodontidae. The record is from RefSeq and is a predicted model, not a curated record.
UCCUGCCCUGCUCCAUUCCCACACCACACUCACAUGUCGCUGUGGAGCCGCGACAGACUGGGUCCGGGUCCUGCUCUGCUCCGGCCGUGGGAUCACCUCUGCUGAAGUUUCACUGGAUAUUUGCACGCUUUUCCAGACUGGCACUUGUCGCCUCCUAGUGCGCAGCCCCGGCAUUGGAAGAAACUGAUUUUUUGGAGGAAAAACUCUGAACCCACAGGAAAUCCUAUCUGAUAGCAUCGAAAGGAACACUUUUUCCUCCCGCGCACGACAGCCAACGCCUCCUGUCAUUCACCAGCGAAGAGAGAGAUGCACAAGCAGAGGACUGCGUGACACCGGCUCUGUGGAUCUAAUUUGCAAAUCAGAAAAGGGGGAAAAACAAGCAGAAGCAUCUACCUCUAGAAACACCAAAAAUGGCCACAGAGGCUUUCCACGCUGCCCAUGCCGCCGCAGCCCCGUCUGCCAUCCCCAUGUCGCCCUCCACAGGAAAGCUGCUGCAGAUGUUUCAUGAGUACCAGAGCAACGCGGUCAUCAUCGAGCACUACAACUUCACGGGCAAGCUGAAGGAGAACAAGUACAAGGAAGGACUGAAACCAGAGGCCAUCGCCUUCCUGCUGGUCUGCCUGCUCAUAGUUGUAGAAAACGCCGUGGUGCUUGUGGCUAUCUGGAAGAACAAGAAGUUCCAUCUGCCCAUGUACUAUUUAUUAGGCAACCUGACCCUGUCGGACCUGCUCGCAGGCUUCACCUACAUGGUGAACAUCAUCAUGUCUGGUGCCAACACGUUAAACAUGACCCCGGUGCUGUGGUUCCUGAGGGAGGGCGGUGUGUUCAUCAUGCUGGCCGCCUCGGUCAUCAGCCUGCUGGCCAUUGCCAUAGAGCGCCAUGUCACCAUGGUGAGGAUGAAGCCGUACCAGGGGGACAAACAGGGGCGGAUGUUUGCUCUGAUUGGAGCGAGCUGGGUGCUGUCUGUGCUGCUGGGCAUCCUCCCUGUCCUGGGCUGGAACUGCAUGGGCCAGCUGGACCAGUGCUCCACAGUCCUCCCGCUCUACGCCAAGAGCUACAUCCUCUUCUGCAUCACCGUCUUCAGCGCCAUCCUCAUGUCCAUCGUGGUGCUCUACGUCCGCAUCUUCCGCAUCGUCAAGGCCAACACCCAGCGCCUCGCUUCAGUUCCGCAGCGCAAAGGCCUCUACCGCAAGUCCCAGAAGUACAUGGCCCUGCUGAAGACCGUCACCAUAGUCCUGGGAGUCUUCAUCGCGUGCUGGCUGCCCCUCUUCAUCCUCCUCCUGCUUGACUUCUGCUGCCCAGCCAAAAGCUGUGAGGUGCUCCUGAAGGCAGACUACUUCCUGGGCAUCGCCAUCUUCAACUCCCUCCUGAACCCCAUCAUCUACACCCUGACCAGCAAGGACAUGAGGAGGGCCAUCCUCAGGCUGCUCUGCCAGCACUGCCUCAUAACAAAAGACGGACAGGUGAAGAAGAUUGGGAUGCCCUUCCUGGAGUGCAGCACCAGUAAGACUGACGCAGCCGCUCACAGACUGGAAGGACUGGAGACAACAGUAUCCUCCGGUAACUUAACACCCUCGACUAUCAAAGCCAUUUACCCCAGGAUGUCUAAAACAUGACACGGCGGCUCAUUUAACACAGAGAGCAAGCACUCACACACGGACAUGGACCGCUAAUCUGAGCUGCAUGUGUGCUCUAGUCGAGCAAGCGUGCACGUCAGGAGCUGAAGUUUUGUGUUGCACUCCGCCACAGUUCUGGUGUUAAUCUUCAUGGAACAGAAUAAGCUCGGUGUAUGUGUUAAGUGUCCAAAUUGGGAGAAAGACAUUGACUUUUUCAAGUUCGUGUGCAUAUUUUCUACGACAGGUUAAUCAUGAAAAACAGGAAAUGUGAAUGCAUUAAUAGUAGCUGGCAGUUUCUUGUUAAAAGCGCAUUAAGUUUGUCUCUUAGACACUGAAAACAAGGCCAGCAUUUGUCAGAGGUCAUUCCUCCAGCAAAAUCAUUUCAUUUUUUUAAUCAGUGUUUGCCUUUGCACAUAAAAUGAAAUCAAAGGCUGUGUACAAGACAUUUCACAUAAAUUCAGACAAUUAUGCUGCACAUCUGAUAGACCAGGACCCAAGCAUGAGAUUUAUCCUUAUCUGCUCCCCCUGUGCAGCAUAUAAUGAUAUGUGGUUACAAACACAGAGCAUCCACACCCAAACCCUGCUGCCAAACCCAUGUAAUUUGUGCCAUGUGAGUUUUGGUCAGCAGUAACGCUGGGUAGAGGUCCCCUCGGCCGAGAUCAGAGGCUCAGCGGCCUGGAGACGCACUGAACACGUCAUGUGGAGGGCCGCGCUGAGCGGUUUGCAGCUUUGGAGGUCCCCUCGACAUAUGUAGCAACACAUGAUGAAUGACUAAAAGCAAUAAAGCUGACAGCGGAGGCUCGCAGACGCCUUCCUGGUUUAACGGACUAGAAUAUCGCAGUGAUGUGUUAAAGCUUGUGGACAAAAGAAGUCCAAAGGACGGAAGGGUCUUUUUCUGAAAUAAUGAAUCUAUUUUUCUCGUGAAAUAGCGCAGAUAUGAUCUUGUCCCACACAGCCCAGAUAACAGAGUGCGGGCUGCUAAGUGAUGGGGAAUUUCAUUGUGGUCAUAGUGACAUAAAAAUGAACAUGUUGCCAAUGGUAAUACUGUACAUAAAUGUAAAAAGGAAAAAAUCUAUUUACUGAUUUUUUUUAGUGUACUUUGUAAAUAUCUAUAGCCUUUUCUGAAUUUACCAGAGCUGCAUUUUGUAUUGUAAAAAAAAAACAUCACUUAAGUUAUGAUGCCAGUUUUAUAUGUGCACUGAAUAAAACAUAUGUGAAUGA